This is a messenger RNA of Colletotrichum graminicola M1.001, 1881 nucleotides long. RefSeq lists its product as uncharacterized. Bases 1 to 1881 code for a protein of 626 amino acids. The transcript is spliced from 3 exons. NCBI's taxonomy places the organism in Eukaryota, Fungi, Ascomycota, Sordariomycetes, Glomerellales, Glomerellaceae. The record is from RefSeq and is a predicted model, not a curated record.
AUGGCGACGGCGACCGCAGAGGCCGACUCGAAAGAGUCCUCUGCUCAACCUCAACCCCAACCUCAGACUCAACCUUCCGACCCGAAGUCCCCUAGCUUUUAUGGUUAUCUAUUCGGCCCAGACAAGGCACCGACACCCAUCCUCGACUCGCUGCUGCGCGCCAUCGCCCUCCACAUUAUCACCGACAUUGGCGAUAAACAUGUCCAGGCCCUGACCCCUCAAAAGCUGGCCGCCUUUUACAAGGCUGUAGGUGGCGAUUAUGAUUCCCUCUUCAUCGAAAUGCCCCACCCCGCCAUAUCCUACAUUUGGCAGGUUACGGGCUGUCAACACUCUAUGCAACCCUCCGACGACGAUUUCGUCGCCCCUUCCAUUCCGGCUCUGACCUUGCGUGGUUUCGUUCGGUGGGAGUCGAUAGAGAUACUGCUGAGCCCCGAGGAACAUGUGCCUUUUAUUCAGCAAGCCGUCAAGCACUGGAACCUGAAGCAUCCUGAAACGGGCGAGCCUUUCCCUCCUGACCUACCCGCGGAAGCUCUUCCUAGUGAACCGGAUGCCGGGAUAGAGAAAUGGCACAAGGAGUGCGCCGAGAAGUUGAGGCAAGCCGCAACGCCAAAGGACGAGCCUGCAUCUCCCAAGACUGCUCCUAGCCGCCCAGUGGAAAGAGACGAACCGAGAGUCAAGGCGGCUUAUGUCCACGUCCGCAAUCCGUAUCCGAAGGCAUCGCCCAAGACCUCACCUCCUCCUCGCGGCCCGCAGGCAGACUACUUUACCCCGUCGACCCGGCCUUCUGUAGCUUACAGCCAUGUUCCAGGGCAUGCUGCGAAUAGGUACCCCCCGUCACGCCUGCACAUACCUCGGUCUCCCGAGCGGGAGCGUUUCCGGGGUCAAACCUCGCCAGACGAUCGUCGACGCCGUAGCUUCUCCGACUAUCCCUCCCCGCCACACGAGACCAUGCACGCUGCCUCUGAGCAUCUGCAGCCCAACAGACCUCCUAUGCAGCCUCGUCGGCACAGCCAGCCACGGCAUUACUCGUCAUCCUCGGCGUCCGAUCCUGACGAACCAGCGAGUCCGCGAACCAAACGCAGGCCUCACACUCAUCACUCCAAUGAGCCGCCGCCCCCAGGCUUCCGGCGCAUGGGUCCGUCAGCGCCCCCGCCGCCACCGGCGCCGCAUGGCCCGCCUCCAGGAGCCCGCAUUCACCGUGCCGAUUUGAGGCCAGAGGACGCGCGCCGUCGCAGUAUACCAAUUGUAGACGGUCUGAGGGAGAAAAUCGCCGAAAAGGUGACGUCUAUUCUUCCCAACGGCCGGUCGCCGGAACGUCAUCGGAGCACUUCUGGUCGCCGAAGUGAUCCGCCUUCGCGCCGUAGUCGGGAGUACCUGCCAUCUUCCAAGCUCAACCGCAGUUGGCCCGACAUUGGGUCGGAUGACUCGGGAGCGUCGGACUCCGAGGAAGAAGGCCGGCGUCGUCGUCUCAAAGCUCGAGAACGUCGAGAGAUGGAGGAAAGAGAACUGAGGGAGAGGGAAAGGGUACGCGAGAGAGACCGUGGUCGAGACCGCGACCACAGACGCGACCGAGAUAGGGACAGGGAUAGGGAUCGGGACUUGGAGCGCGAACGGGACCGAGAUCGCGUCGUGAACUGGGAGAGAGAAGAGGACAACGAAGUACGAAGACGAAGGGAGCGACACCUGGUACGACCCGAGACCCACCGCCGAACAAGCAGUCAUGCCGACGUGGACCGGAUGCGAGGAAGGGGCGAGGCCCCUUGGGAACCUCGCGAUCGCGAGCCCAGGGAGGACAGGAAACGGUGGAAAGAACGUGGGGCCAGCCCGGUAAUCUCUGGAGUUGGGGGGCGACAAUACCCAACUGGCCCGACUCGGAUCUAA